UGUGUGUGUUUGCCCUCCUCUUUCCAGACAGGAGGUGAGGACAUCCCCCUCUAACACUGCCAACAGAGAGAGAGAGAAAGGGAGAGAAAGAGAGAGAAAGAGGAGAGGAGAGACCGAGAGAGCGAAACCCCAUAAUGCACUGCACGCUGCAGGGCUGAAGUCGUGCAGAUUCAUCAGUUCCUGUUUGAGGGGUUGUGUGCGUGUGCGAACGUGGAGCGAGCACAGGAGAAAACACACACACAAACACACACACACACACCGAGAGAGAGAGAGAGAGAACCAAGCAGAGAGAAGUGCCUUCAUGUGCUGACCCCCCUGGCCGUCUGGCUCCUCUGAGGGUGCCCGUGCCUGCCCAAGUCCACCGGAGCCGCUGGGGCCAUACCGAAAGCACCAGGGCUGCCAUGACUGCCAGCUCCAUCCGCUAAGGCCGUCUCUGUGCAAACGACGCCUCACCCCCACCCCCGUAUCCUGCUCUCUCCACCAUCCAUGCCAUUCAAGCCUCCUCUGUGAAGGCCCAGCUCCCUCUCACCCCGCACCUUCUCAGCAGACAAAUAUUGAAGGCAAACAGCUUUUAUCGGCUCCUGCUAGCUGAAGAAGGUUGUUUCACUGCUGUUGUCUCCGCUGACUCUCCUCUCCUCCAGCUGCUUCCCUCCCUCAUCUGCUGGCCCCUGCGUUCUGUCAUCAUGGGCCAGGCCUAAUCGAUACCGCGUUGUGCCGUUCAUCUUGUCUGACGGUUCAGCUGACAACUGAGCAAAUUGAGAGAACUGGGGUUGUGUGUGCACACGUGUGCGUUAAGAGAGGGGUUACAAGACAAAGCUGUAUGGUCAUCGGCGACACAAGCCCUGGUUGACAAGCUCUGAAGGACUCCAGUUUAAGCCACAAACAGACUCCUGGGAUGCAACCCAGGUGUUAGGAGAGCCCCCCCAACAGGCUUCUUUCAUAUCACAACCUUGGAGCACAACCUCUGAAGCUGUGUUUUUUUGUUGUUUUUGUUUUGGUUUUUUUGUUUUCUCAUGUUCUCAACCUAUCCCUUCUCAUCGUUUGCCCCGGUUUUACCAGAGAACAGCAAGCUUGCUGGACAGCUAGCUCCCCCCGAUCGACACCUUCCUGUUUCAGUUUGAAAUGGCGGUGAAUGUGACACCGAUCCGGGACACGAAGUGGCUGACGCUGGAGGUGUGUCGGGAAUUUCAGAGAGGAACAUGUUCGCGGCCGGACAACGAGUGCAAGUUCGCCCACCCUGCCAAGAGCUGUCAGGUGGAAAACGGCAGAGUCAUUGCCUGUUUUGACUCACUCAAGCCCAUGUUUUCAGUCACACCCAGCCUUGCAACGAACGCCAACGCCGCCGCCGCAGCAGCAGCAGCCGCUGCGUUUAACCCCUACCUUGGACCCGUGUCACCCGGCUUGAUGCCUGCCGACAUCUUGCCAAGCGCGCCCGUACUGGUCACCAGCAACCCCAGCGUUCCAGUACCUGCUGCCGCCGCCGCCGCCGCUGCACAGAAGCUCAUGAGGACAGACAGACUGGAGGUUUGCCGGGAAUACCAGCGAGGCAACUGCACUCGAGGGGAGAACGACUGCCGCUUCGCCCAUCCGUCAGACAGCACUAUGAUUGACACAAACGACAACACAGUCACUGUGUGCAUGGACUACAUAAAGGGCCGCUGCUCGAGGGAGAAGUGCAAGUACUUUCACCCCCCGGCUCACCUGCAGGCCAAAAUCAAAGCCGCCCAGCACCAAGUCAACCAGGCCGCGGCCGCUGCAGCCUUGACUCAGUCGGCUGUCAAAUCGCUGAAGCGACCCCUCGACGCAGCUUUUGACCUGGGGCUCCCUCCCGUCUUGCCUCCUUUACCAAAGAGACCUGCACUUGAAAAAGCCAACGGUGCCAACACUAUGUUCAAUGCUGGCGUUUUCCAGUACCAACAGGCCCUGGCCAACAUGCAGUUUCAGCAGCAGACUGCCUUCAUACCAUCAGGCUCGAUUUUGUGCAUGACACCUGCAACAAGUGUUGUACCCAUGAUGCACGGUGCUUCUCCAGCCACUGUGUCUGCAGCCACCACACCUGCCACAAGUGUUCCCUUUGCAACAGCAACAGCCAACCAGAUUCCAAUAAUAUCUGCGGACCAUCUGACUAGUCACAAGUAUGUGACCCAGAUGUAGGAGUCUCUGUCAGAACAAUGGAACUGGAGGUGGAGCGUGCUGGUGUCAAGUCCAAGAUUAACGGUCAACCUUCAUACAAGUAACAGCGAGAGGCGAGCCGGUUUGGAAUAACAUCUGCAUGUUAGCACAGAAGGAGCAACUCGCUAGAGAGGUUCUCAUGUGAAGUUCAUGCACAGUUUUACACGACGACAGACAAAAACAACAACAACAAAAAAAAAAAAACGGAAGAAGAAUUAGAAGAGCGUCAUUUGUAUUUCAAGACUUGCCUCUCGUUUUGCAGAGGCGACUAACCUUUAUUCACCAGACACAUUUUGAAUGUCGACACGAGGUUCACGUGGGGUUGGGGGAGCAGUCAUCGGGACUGAAUCGGUACGUCCGCUGACCAAGAAACACGUCUUGCGUUGUCUUGUUUGUUUAUCGGUUGUUGGUUUUUCGAAUGUCAAUGUGUUCAUUUGUUUACACCAAGGUGAACCUUGUAUCUCAGUUAAAGGUAAAGGAACAGAUAAUCUGACUGAACCACAUAUGCAUGCACAACGAUUUUCUUUAUUUUUUAAUUUUUUUCUGUUCUUAUAUGGUUUUGUUCUUCUAACAGUGAUGAGGGAAUUUGCCUGAGCAAGAAACCAACUGAAUGUCUGUGAUGUGUCUUGCAAACCUUUGUAGCCUACCUUUUUAUCUCUCAAGCACACGUCUUUAACCUUGCAGGAGUCCCUGUAAAGUGCCAUGCAUCUCAAAAUACACAGGAAUUGUACUCAAGCAGUGUUACAAAGUUUUAAACUCUACAAUUCCCUUUAAUUCAUACGUGUCUGUUUUAGGGUUUUGCGUUUUUUCAGGACAGCAUGUUGCGUCCAGCCACAUGACUUGUCGUUACCUGUAAUUCCCGCUAAGCGCCACUGAUUAUUGCACCCCAAAUAUUCUACUGAUUUGAAACCUUUUUACAUUUUUUUUUGUUUUUACUAUAUUCUUUAAUAUCUGUCAGCUGUUUAGAAACGCGAUGGUUGGACCUGCAACCACAACGAUCUGUCUUUCUGUGCCAGCAUGUGCUUUGCAAAAGUAUUCAUACCACCUUUUUCACGUUUUUUCACUCUGCAACUACAAACUUAAAUGCUCUUCUUUGUUCUUCUUUUGUGACAGACCAACACAAUGUAGCGCAUCAUUUGUUUUUCUCUAAUGAUCUACUUUGUAGCACUACAUUUUGCUGCGAGGAGAGCUGCAGUUGUUUUGUUGCACAUCUAAAGACUGAAACCUUUUGCCAAUUCUUAGCUCUAAAAUGGCACAACUGUGAAAUAACCUCAUGUUCUCAGUUAGAUUUAGAUGUAAGGCAUCGAAACGUAAGAAUUGAGUCGUUCUCCUGGUUUCCUAUUUUUAUUUUCAUCCAUUUUCUCAUGACCUUCCUGUUCCGCUAGAGAAAAGCCUCCCCCCCCUAAGUGCCGCCUGCAUCAUCGUCUCAUCGUUGCGACGGCGUGCUCAGGGUUGUACGAAGUGUUGGGAGUUCUGCCACAAACGCUUCAUACAACAUUUUGCAAGCAGGCGACUUUCCGAAAGCCGCCGGAGAAACCUCGAGGUCGUCAAAGUUUUGGACUU
Messenger RNA from Poecilia reticulata (guppy), 3735 nucleotides. Lineage: Eukaryota; Metazoa; Chordata; Actinopteri; Cyprinodontiformes; Poeciliidae. The record is from RefSeq and is a predicted model, not a curated record.